Molecule: messenger RNA, 870 nt
Organism: Blepharisma stoltei
Lineage: Eukaryota; Ciliophora; Heterotrichea; Heterotrichida; Blepharismidae
Source: the annotation of a GenBank genome assembly
AUGAUUCCAGACAUAUGGGCUCUGUCUGAACAAACAGCCUCUCAAGAAUCUACUCCCAGCGAGCGAACCAUAUUUGUGCUAGGAGAAAGAAAGUCAGGGAAAUCAACAUUAGUAAAUAACUUCAUAUCACAAUCAUCCAACACUGAAGAGCCAAGACCUACUGUCGCUUUAGAAUACUCUUACGCCCGAGCGCCUCUUGGUAUAAACUCUACUCGUGAUUUAGGAUAUAUUUAUGAGCUAGGCGGUGGCCGACUUCUUGCUAAUUUAGUAUCAGUUCCAAUGACAGCAGAAACGCUUUCAGAGCUGAUGAUCGUAAUUGUAAUUGACCUCUCACAUCCAUAUAAAGUUAUUGAUUCCCUUCUUUAUUGGCUACAGGUUGUCAGGAACCGAAUUAAUGAAAUCUUAUCUCAUCUCCCUCCAAAAGAAGCCCAAAAAUACCAAAAACGAAUUGCAAAAAAAUGAAACAAACAUGAAGAUUCAGCAAGACUGGAACCAAUUCCGGUGCCUGUAUAUGUAGCUGCUACGAAGUAUGAUGUGUUUUGUGACCAGGAAAGUGAGAAUAGGAAAUGAAUGGCAAGAGCACUGCGAUAUUUUUGUCAUAAAAAUGGAAUCAGCUUAUUUUAUUGGUCUGCUAGAGACCAAAAACUAGUAGGCGCGCUUAGGAUGGUUCUGUCUUAUCAUUUAUUUGGGUCGCCUAUAAGAAAACAAAGCCAAAAAGACCAUGCCCAAGCAAUUCUUGUAUCGUCUGGAGAAGACUCUUUUCAGUCUAUUGGGCCACCUCCAAAUGUAAGUAAAGGUUCCCAUGGAAAUCAAGAUGAGGAGUGGAUGAGAGCAAUUCAACAGAGUUUUCCUAAACCUAAUCGAAAAUAA